AUGGUUGCAGGACAUUUACUUUCCGGGCAAGAGGUGAGCAAACACUGCAAGGCAGAUGACUGCUGGAUAGUGGUGGGAAAUAAAGUAUGGGAUCUCACGCAAUUUGUAAGCGUUCACCCAGGCGGUGCCAACGCAAUUCUUCAAUUCGCGGGUUAUGAUGCAACAUAUGCAUUUUACCAGGUCCACAGCGCUGGCCUGAUUGAGAGCACUCUUCCCUCAUCUAAACACAUGGGGGAUCUUGAUCCCAACAGUAUCGAUGAUGCAUGGCGACAGCGUUCCAGUGACUUGCCAAUGAAACCUACACUAAAGGCUUCGGAGUUCUCCAAACCGCCUCUGUCUAGCAUACUCAGCACUCGUGAUUUUGAGAGAGUCGCACAAGGGACCCUCUCGAAGAAGGCAUGGGCAUUCUAUUCAUCUGCGGCCAAUGACCUCAUCUCAAAAGAAGCGAACCAGUCGUUUUACAGUAGAAUAUGGUUCCGACCUCGAUUGAUGCGAGAUGUAACAAAUCUGGAUACCCGAUGCCAGUUUCAAGGCAUCGAAACUUCUUCGCCUAUCAUGGUCGCACCUGCUGCGAUGGCUAAGCUCGCUCACGAGACAGGAGAAAAAGGCCUUGCAAGGGCAGCAGCAGCCAGGAACAUAAUCCACUGUAUCGCGACCACUGCGUCGUACCCAUUGGAAGAUAUUGUCUCAGCAGCCCCAAAGGCAAAUUUCUUCUUCCAGUUAUACGUUCACAAAGAUCGGUCGGUGACUGAAUUACUUCUUAAAAGGGUUUGGGCCGCGGGAAUUCGCGUGAUUAUGGUGACGAUAGAUGCACCUGUCCCUGGAAAACGAGAGGCAGAUGAACGUGUGCGAACCGAGCAAGUCAUCUCAAUGCCCAUGACUGGCACAACGGCCAGAAAUGAUAACUCGGGAAGUGGACUUACCAGAACAACCGGAGGUUUUAUUGAUAGCUCGCUGAAUUGGGGCGAUAUACCAUGGCUGAAGAAAGUCUGGAAAGGCAAGGUGAUGCUGAAGGGGAUCCAGUGUGUCGAGGAUGCCCAGACUGCCGCUCAACUAGGGGUUCAGGGCAUUGUACUGAGCAACCACGGAGGUAGAAACCUGGACACUUCGCCGCCGGCACUUUUAACCCUGCUGGAGCUGCAUUAUCACGAUCCGGCUAUUUUCCAACAGACUGAAGUAUACAUUGACGGGGGGAUAACUCGUGGAACGGAUAUUCUCAAGGCCCUUUGCCUAGGGGCCAAGGGUGUACUUAUUGGGCGUCCGUUUCUAUAUGCACUCAACUACGGCGAAGAAGGUAUAGUCCAUUUGAUUGAUAUUUUACAAAGCGAACUGGAAACUGCUAUGAAACUUAUUGGAAUCAUUAAUGUUUCACAGGCACAUCCGGGGUUGCUGAACACAAAGGACAUUGAUCAUCUGGUUACAGUCAAAAAUUCCAAUGCUCGACCAGAACACAAGCUAUAA
Molecule: messenger RNA, 1461 nt
Organism: Penicillium robsamsonii
Lineage: Eukaryota; Fungi; Ascomycota; Eurotiomycetes; Eurotiales; Aspergillaceae
Product: FMN-dependent alpha-hydroxy acid dehydrogenase
Exons: 5
Coding region: 1-1461 (486 amino acids)
Molecular function (GO): oxidoreductase activity; heme binding
Source: RefSeq, a predicted model, not a curated record